AUGCGCCGUAUGCGCACUUCAACCACCAUCUUCCAAUCAACCCUCAAAUCGCAAUUUCAACCCACAAAAAGCCUCUCAAUAUCUCUUCCUCACCCCUCCUCCAAACGCUUCUCAAGUUCCCAAUCCAAUUCCCACACCAGCCCAACCUACGCCUCACCCACCCUCCCCACAAACCCCAUCAACGGACCUGCCUCUACCCUCCCCGCACCCCUAGAUCUCCCCAUCCGCGAACCCAACCAACCCUUCUUCUUCAAAUACGCCUUCACACUCGGAAAAGCGUAUGCCAAAUUCUACAAAACUGGCGUGAAGAACAUCUACUACAAUUUCCUCGCCUCACGAACCAUCCAAACGGCUAUCGAUGAAAAAUACAAAUCCUCGCUCUCGUCUGCGGUAAAAGGUGCAUUGCUCUCGCGAUCCGAUUUUCAGCUGUUGAUGCGAAAUCGGCAUGAUGUGAAACGGGUUCCUAUUUUCGCGCUGGUGUUUCUGCUUUGUGGGGAGUUUACCCCGUUGGUGGUUAUUGCUAUUAGCAAUGUAGUGCCGUGGACAUGUCGGAUUCCCAAACAGAUAGAUGCGGAUAGGAGGAAAUUGGAAGAGAGGAGGGCGAUUAGUUUUAGGAAUUUAACUAUGAAGACUCCGCCUGCGGGGACGGUGGCGCAGAAUCUACAACGCAUGCAGUUGUUGCAUAUUAGUUGGAGUUUGGGUUUGAGUAGUAGUAUGUGGGAUUAUAUAGGAGGGAGGUUACCCGGACUACCGAGUGCGAUUCUAAGAAGGAAGGUGGCGAAGAGAGUCAAAUAUUUGGAGUUGGAUGAUAUGUUGAUUAAGAGUGGGGGAGGCGUGAAACAGAUGUAUGAGGAGGAAUUGAGGAUGGCGUGCGUGGAAAGGGGCAUUGAUGUCAUGGGAAGAGAUGUGCAUAUGUUACGGAUGCACUUGAAUGCCUGGUUAAGAUCGAGGGAAAAGGCUGGAGUGGAAACUUUACUUUUGACUAGCUUGGCCCUCGAUGCCUAA
This is a messenger RNA of Sclerotinia sclerotiorum 1980 UF-70, 1005 nucleotides long. RefSeq lists its product as hypothetical. Gene Ontology annotation, biological process: intracellular monoatomic cation homeostasis. Gene Ontology annotation, molecular function: ribosome binding. The coding region runs from base 1 to 1005 and encodes 334 amino acids. The transcript is spliced from 2 exons. The record is from RefSeq and is a predicted model, not a curated record. Gene Ontology annotation, cellular component: mitochondrial inner membrane. Lineage: Eukaryota; Fungi; Ascomycota; Leotiomycetes; Helotiales; Sclerotiniaceae.